Molecule: messenger RNA, 732 nt
Organism: Drosophila sechellia
Lineage: Eukaryota; Metazoa; Arthropoda; Insecta; Diptera; Drosophilidae
Exons: 2
Coding region: 49-486 (145 amino acids)
Molecular function (GO): protein binding
Source: RefSeq, a predicted model, not a curated record
AGUGUGCUUUAGAGAACCUCAUUUUUUGUACCUAAAUCAACGAAUGAGAUGCACGGAAGCAGCCAGCUUACUUUGACCUUGGCUUUGGCCUUCAUGCUCAUCUGCUUGGGAUGCAAUCACGCCCUAGCCCAGGACGAACUCUUCCGGUGCAGUGUGCAGUACAAAUGCUCGGAUGUGAAAGAGUUGGUUUGGGCCAUGGCCGACGAACGUUGCCAUGUCUUUCACAACAAUUGUCUGCUGAAGGUCGAGCAGUGCGCACGAAAAAACAGCGGAAAAUCGGAGCUGAUUGAAACCACGCGGGAGAUCUGCAAACCCAGUUGCACCAAGGAUUGUCCGGAUAUCUUUGACCCAGUGUGUGCGCAAAUCUUCCAGGAGGAGUACUUGACUUUUAGUAACGAUUGCGAAAUGCGAAACUAUAUUUGCACAAAUGAGAGGCCUUACUCAUUUAUUUCCGUCGGCGAAUGCGUGGAACAGCCAGUUGGUUAGGUCUAUAUAACAGACUUGGUUAUAAGAUAUAGAAAGAUAUAAAUCUAAAAUAAUGGCUAUGAAACUUACAAAUUGUAAAAUAACAACUUAAAUUAGAUUUUGAAGGACAUAACACGUACAAUUCACUCCCUAAAUGCGAUUUAACCCACUUUUUUUUUUUGAGGUGCCUUGACCAAAAACAGGAUCUGCAAACCAGCUACAGAAAAAAUAAAAUAAAAUGAAUAUAAAAAUAAAAGCAAAGCUCAG